Molecule: messenger RNA, 943 nt
Organism: Sardina pilchardus (European sardine)
Lineage: Eukaryota; Metazoa; Chordata; Actinopteri; Clupeiformes; Clupeidae
Gene: faim2b
Product: Fas apoptotic inhibitory molecule 2b
Exons: 12
Coding region: 41-838 (265 amino acids)
Biological process (GO): negative regulation of apoptotic signaling pathway
Cellular component (GO): Golgi apparatus; endoplasmic reticulum
Source: RefSeq, a predicted model, not a curated record
GGAUACUCAAUAAGAGCAGAGGAACAUAAAAACCGGAAUCAUGAGUCAGAAGAAGGUUGCUCCAGCUAUCAAGACUGUCGAUGGGAAAUCACCCCCGAGCUACGAGGAGGCAAAUGAAGGAUGCCCAGGUUACUAUUAUGUGGAUGGGGAACAAGUGGUUUUCUCCUGGGAUGAUAAGAACAUCCGCCGUGUAUUUAUCCGGAAGGUGUAUGCCAUCCUGAUGUUCCAGCUGUUUGCCACUCUUGCGAUAGUGACUCUUUUUACAUUCUGCAUGCCAGUGAAAAUCUACAUUCAGACUCAUCCAGGACUUUACUCGCUGGCCUACCUGUUUUUCUUCAUCUCCUACAUCACCCUGGCCUGCUGUGGUGAUAUCAGGCGGCAGUUUCCCUGGAACUUCAUUCUGCUCACCAUCUUUACUAUCAGCAUGGCUUGCAUGCUUGGCUUUGUUUCCAGCUUCUACAACACUAAGUCUGUGGUGUUAUGCCUGGGAAUCACUGCAAUGGUGUGUCUGUCUGUCACCGUCUUUAGCUUCCAAACCAAGGUGGACUUCACCUCGUGCCAGGGGCUUCUCUUUGUCCUCUGCAUGGUCUUGUUCUUCUGUGGCAUCAUCAUGGGCUUCGUUGUUCCCUUCGGUUAUGUGCCAUGGUUGCAUGCCAUCUAUGGAGUCAUUGGGGCGAUUGUGUUCACUAUGUUCCUGGCUUUUGACACUCAGUUGCUGAUGGGCAACAAGAAGUACGCCAUGAGUCCGGAGGAGUAUGUGUUUGCCACCCUCAGCCUCUACCUGGACGUCGUCUACCUGUUCUCCUUCCUCCUACAGUUGUUUGGCGGACAUGAGUAAAGAUUACCCACCUUCUCCUCCAUCUUCCAGCCGACCUCCUGCUUCCAACUGACAAACGGCGAUCAGUAUUUCUCCAUCCAUAAACGCCAUAGCUCACUUCCUGCA